GUGCCGUGACGCUAGGGACGCGCUGACGUUUCAGGGUCACGCACGACGCGACCGCGCACCCGGAAGCGAGGUGCGGCUGCCGGUGUCGCUCCCGCUCCCGUCAUGUGAAGCGGCAGGACACACUCCGCUGGGUGGCGAUGGAGCCCACGGCCUCGCAGGUCUUCUGCGGGCGGGUGCUGGGCAUGGUCAAUGCUGAGGACGUCAACGCCAUCAUCCUGGCCCAGAAGAACAUGUUGGAUCGAUUUGAGAAGACCAACGAGAUGCUGCUCAACUUCAACAACCUCUCCAGUGUGCGCAUGCAGCAGAUGCAUGAGCGUUUCCUGCACCACACCAAGACGCUGGUGGAAAUGAAGAAGGAUCUGGACAGCAUCUUCCGGAGGAUCCGGACGCUGAAAGGCAAGCUGGCAAAGCAGUACCCGGAGGCUUUCAGCAACAUCCACGAAUCUCCCAUCCUGGAAGACGACGACGACUUCGACCCCGUCCCCCAAAGCACGACGACCACCAUCGCUACCUCUGAGCAGAGCACCGAGUCCUGUGACACCAGCCCCGACAUCAUCUCCCCCACCACGAGUCAGGAGUUUGAGGACCUAUCCCAAGGCCACUACGAUUUGCCGGCGGUCAACGGACAGAGUCUCACAGACGAAGACACGGCCGAGGGCCUGGACUGAGUGUGCAGCUCCUGCAGAACUUUCUAUCCUGUAUUUAUAUUUGUGUGUUUCUUUUGCCUUCGGAAGGGGGUGGGGGAAAAGAGGGCAGUGAGGGCCGAGGGCAGCAGGGUGGUGGUGUCCUGCCUCUGCGCUGCCACCGGAGUGUAAACCCUGCCCCUCGCUGCGGGGUGGCUAAGUAAAGCGUGGCUUUGAAA
Pogoniulus pusillus (Red-fronted tinkerbird) is the source of this 862-nucleotide messenger RNA. RefSeq names its product KxDL motif containing 1 (gene KXD1). Gene Ontology annotation, cellular component: BORC complex. NCBI's taxonomy places the organism in Eukaryota, Metazoa, Chordata, Aves, Piciformes, Lybiidae. The record is from RefSeq and is a predicted model, not a curated record. Gene Ontology annotation, biological process: lysosome localization. The transcript has 5 exons. The coding region runs from base 138 to 668 and encodes 176 amino acids.